This is a messenger RNA of Sitophilus oryzae (rice weevil), 1128 nucleotides long. RefSeq names its product U-scoloptoxin(01)-Cw1a-like. The coding region runs from base 227 to 739 and encodes 170 amino acids. Gene Ontology annotation, cellular component: extracellular region. The record is from RefSeq and is a predicted model, not a curated record. Gene Ontology annotation, molecular function: chitin binding. The transcript has 3 exons. NCBI's taxonomy places the organism in Eukaryota, Metazoa, Arthropoda, Insecta, Coleoptera, Curculionidae.
UUUGAAACUUUUGGUACUCAAUCCCACCACCUAGGUACUUUCUUAUCUAUCCUCCGAUUGGUGCAGAUUGUCAACGCUAUCGAGGACUCCUUCCUUUUGGUACUCCUUAAAAAGCGCUUGCAGUACUAUUCUCGGCCACUAUAUAAAGUUUUUUUAUUCCUGUGGUGUCACACAGUGGUCACAGAGUUGCGUGGCGAUCGGUACUACAGGACAGUGGUCGUACAUCAUGCAGUUUUUGUGGGUUUUUCCGAUUUUGGUUGGUGCAGUGUGGAGCUAUCCCAGGAUAAUGCCUGAGCAGAUGUUGCCAGCCCAAUUGCUGACUCUGCCCAGCAACGCCACAAGUAUCCGGUCGGAAAUCAGUGAUUCUUUCAGCUGCGAAGGACGUGACUACGGCUACUAUGCUGACGUAGAAAACGACUGUCAACUGUUCCACGUUUGUUUGCCCAUGAGAUAUCAAGAUGGCCGCAGCCAGAUGUUCCGAUGGAGUUUCAUUUGCCCAGAGGAAACGAUUUUCAAUCAAGAAAUCUUCACAUGCACUCGCUCAGAUGAGUCGAUAGACUGUGUAGAAUCGCCAAGAUUCUACGAUUUGAACAGGAACUUUGGCAACGCUGAGCUGGAAAUCUCGGGAACUGAGUUACCGUCAGCAUCUAGCGGACUAGAAGACAGCGAGGUGGCAGUACCAGCCGAAGUACCGCAGAGUCUAGCCAGGACCAUACCAAGGAAGGGAAAAAUAGCUUAAAUUUUAGUUAAUUUCAAGAUUUUAACAAAUUCUUCGGUCUUAAAACCGUAUGAUUUUCAGAGAAAUAAGUAAACAUAGAAUCUUUUUUAGAGCUUCUCUAUUUUUACUUAUUUUUCUAAGACCAUGACCAAUCCUAAAUAAAUUUCAUUAAGAAGCUUACGAAAUUGACCAAAUUGGACAGUAAAAUCAAGAAGCUACUUAAUUUUAUUUAUUUUUUAUUUACUUAUAACAGUUUUUUUGCUGAAAUGUUUCCAGUUUUUAUUUUUUAUUUGGAAUAAAAUUCUUUUUUGACCCUUGCUCCUAGAUCUGAACAAUUUAGAUCUAGUGUCCUAGUGGCCUAGAGUGACUGUCAAAUAAGAAAAAAAAAUAUUAGAAAUUUGUUUUUAUUA